Molecule: messenger RNA, 4688 nt
Organism: Cynara cardunculus var. scolymus (artichoke)
Lineage: Eukaryota; Viridiplantae; Streptophyta; Magnoliopsida; Asterales; Asteraceae
Exons: 21
Coding region: 242-4441 (1399 amino acids)
Molecular function (GO): protein binding
Source: RefSeq, a predicted model, not a curated record
AUCUGGUCGUGCUCUUCAGCAUCCAGUCGACGUUAAUUCACACGGCCAUCCCAAAUUUCCCAUUUUCUGGACGCCGGUGAAUACUCCAAUUCUACGAGGUAGUUGCAAUUCGGAAGCCGACUGAAGGAUAAUUGACAAAUUUUGAAGAUCUUAUGAGAAAAGAAGAAGCCCUAAAUUUCUUUUCUUUCUGCUUCUAAUCAGAUCCGUAGCUCCCUUGAUUCACAACUUCAAAGAGGGUAAAAUGCUACGUUUGAAGGCAUUUCGGCCUACGAAUGACAAGAUCGUGAAGAUCCAAUUGCACCCUACUCAUCCGUGGCUUGUCACGGCUGAUGCAUCGGAUCAUGUCUCAGUUUGGAACUGGGAACACCGCCAGGUGAUAUAUGAGUUGAAAGCUGGGGGUGUUGAUGAACGGCGUUUGGUUGGUGCCAAGUUGGAGAAGCUUGCAGAGGGUGAAUCAGAGUCUAAAGGGAAACCAACAGAAGCCUUACGUGGGGGGAGUGUACGACAGGUUUCCUUUUAUGAUGAUGACGUACGAUUCUGGCAACUUUGGCGUAAUCGCUCUGCUGCUGCUGAACCACCAUCAGCAGUCAAUCAGUUGACUUCAGCUUUUAAUUCUCCUGCUGCAUCAACAAAAGGAAGACAUUUUCUUGUCAUCUGUUGUGAAAACAAGGCCAUUUUUUUGGACUUAGUAACAAUGCGUGGUCGAGAUGUGCCCAAGCAAGAUCUGGACAAUCGUUCACUUAUAUGUAUGGAGUUUCUCUCUAACUCUGGUGGUGGAGAUGGCCCUCUUGUUGCUUUUGGUUCAUCAGAUGGUGUGAUUAGAGUCCUUUCAAUGAUAACGUGGAAGCUUGUAAGAAGGUACACGGGAGGCCAUAAGGGAUCGAUAGCUUGCUUGAUGACCUUCAUGGCUUCUUCAGGAGAGGCUCUACUGGUCUCUGGUGGUAGUGAUGGUGCACUUGUACUUUGGAGUGCAGAUCAUGGUCAAGAUUCACGAGAACUCGUGCCUAAGCUGAGUUUCAAGGCACAUGAUGGUGGUGUUGUCGCUGUUGAGUUAUCUAGAGUUAGUGGAAGUGCACCUCAGCUCAUAACAAUAGGUGCAGAUAAGACUUUAGCCAUCUGGGAUACAAUGUCAUUCAAGGAAUUACGCCGUAUUAAGCCUGUUCCUAAAAUGGCUUGUCACAGUGUGGCAUCUUGGUGCCAUCCUCGAGCACCCAACCUUGAUAUAUUAACUUGUGUGAAGGAUUCACAUAUAUGGGCUAUUGAGCACCCCACUUAUUCUGCUCUAACAAGGCCAUUAUGUGAACUUUCUUCUCUAGUUCCUCCACAAGUACUUGCACCUCACAAAAAGCUUAGGGUAUAUUCAAUGGUUGCACAUCCCUUACAACCACAUAUUGUUGCCACCGGAACAAAUAUAGGUGUCAUACUCAGUGAAUUCGAUCCUAGAUCUCUUCCUGCUGUUGCUCCUCUACCAUCACCACCAGAAAGCCGUGAACAUGCAGCAGUAUAUGUAGUUGAACGGGAACUUAAGAUGCUGCAAUUUCAAUUAUCUAACACAGCAAAUCCUUCUCUUGGAAGUAACGGAUCCUUGACUGAAACAGGAAAAUUAAGGGGAGACCCUUCUGAACAAUUCAAUGUUAAACAGAUGAAAAAGCAUAUUAGCACUCCUGUUCCACAUGAUUCAUAUUCCAUCCUAUCCGUGAGCAGUUCAGGAAAGUACCUUUCAAUUGUGUGGCCUGAUAUCCCGUACUUCUCAGUCUACAAGGUCAGUGAUUGGGCAAUUGUCGAUUCAGGCACUGCAAGGCUUCUGGUUUGGGAUACUUGUCGAGACAGAUUUGCGCUGUUAGAAUCAGCAGUGCCUCCUAGGAUGCCUAUAUUACCUAAAGGGGGUUCAUCAAGAAAAGCAAAGGAGGCUGCUGCUAUUGCUGCAGCACAAGCAGCUGCAGCAGCUGCUUCUGCUGCAAGUGUUCAAGUUCGUAUCUUGCUGGAUGAUGGGACAUCCAACAUCUUAAUGAGGUCGAUUGGUGAACGCAAUGAACCAGUUAUUGGAUUGCAUGGAGGGACACUACUUGGUAUAGCAUACCGAACUUCAAGAAGGGUUAGCCCUGUCGCUGCCACAUCUAUUUCAUCAAUCCAGUCAAUGCCGUUAUCAGGCUUUGGAAGUAGUGCUCUUUCAUCAUUCAGCACCAUCGAUGAUGGCUAUUCUUCUCAAAGAAAUCCUGCUGAAGCAGCACCUCAGAACUUUCAGUUAUACAGCUUUCAACCUGUGGGAGGAAUGCUGCCUCAGCCAGAAUGGACAGCCUGGGACCAAACUGUCGAGUAUUGUGCUUUUGCAUAUCAGCAAUACAUUGCCAUAUCUUCCUUGCGACCUCAGUAUAGAUACUUGGGAGAUGUGGCAAUACCUCAUGCCACUGGUGCAGUUUGGCAUCGGAGGCAGCUGUUUGUGGCCACACCAACAACAAUUGAGUGUGUUUUUGUGGAUGCUGGUGUUGCACCUAUCGAUGUCGAAACAAAACGGAGGAAAGAAGAGAUGAAACUGAAGGAGGCACAGGCAAGAGCGGUUGUGGAGCAUGGAGAGCUAGCACUAAUUGCAGUUGAUAGUCCACAAACUGCUGCACAGGAGAGGAUAACACUGAGACCACCAAUGCUACAGGUGGUGCGGUUAGCAUCUUUCCAGCAUCCAUCGUCUAUUCCUCCUUUCUUGACAUUGCCUAAACAAACUAGAGUUGAUGCUGAUGAGGGGUUGCAAAAGUUUGCUGAGGGUAAAAGAGUGGAUGAGAUAGCUGUUGGUGGUGGAGGGGUGGCAGUUGCAGUCACUCGUUUUCCGUCAGAGCAAAAGAGACCUAUUGGACCUCUAGUUCUUGUGGGCGUGAGAGAUGGUGUUUUAUGGCUCAUUGACAGGUACAUGUUUGCUCAUGCAAUAUCCCUCAGCCACCCUGGAAUUCGUUGCCGUUGUCUUGCUGCCUAUGGGGAUGCUGUUAGUGCAGUAAAAUGGGCAAGUAGACUUGGGAGAGAGCACCAUGAUGAUUUAGCUCAAUUUUUGCUUGGGAUGGGUUAUGCUACUGAAGCCCUUCAUUUACCUGGAAUAUCUAAGAGGUUGGAAUUUGAUUUGGCUAUGAAGAGCAAUGAUCUGAAGAGAGCUCUGCAGUGUCUUCUGACAAUGAGCAACAGUAGGAAUAUAGGGCAAGAUGCUGUGGGACUUAACUUAAAUGACAUAAUGUCUUUAUCUACUACUGCUAAUGCUAAAAAGGAAGACAUUGUGGAUGCUGUUGAUGGUGUAGUAAAAUUUGCCCAAGAAUUUUUGGAAAUUAUUGAUGCAGCAGAUGCUACUGGACAAGCUGAAGUUGCUAGGGAAGCUCUUAAGAGGUUAGCUGCUGCUGGUGCAGUCAAGGGAGCUUUACAAGGUCAUGAAUUACGAGGACUCGCUUUACGCCUUGCCAAUCAUGGAGAGUUGACACGACUUGGUGGAUUGGUGAAUAAUCUGAUAUCCGUGGGCUUUGGGCGGGAGGCUGCAUUCGCCGCUGCAGUUUUGGGAGAUAAUGCUCUUAUGGAGAAAUCAUGGCAGGAUACUGGGAUGCUAGCUGAAGCGGUGCUUCAUGCCCAUGCACACGGGCGGACAACCCUCAGGACUUUAGUUCAGUCGUGGAACAAAACAUUACAAAAGGAGAUGGAGCAUGGUCCUUCAACAAAAACGGAUGCUGCAAGUGCAUUUCUGGCUUCUCUCGAGGAACCUAAACUCACAAGUCUAGCUGACGCAGCCAAAAAGCCACCAAUCGAAAUCCUUCCCCCUGGAAUGCCAUCUAUAGAUGCUCCUCUUCCUGGAAUUCAGAAAAAAACUAUUCCAGCUUCUCUGCAGCAACCAGCCAAACCUUUGCAAAUACAAGGACCAACUUCCGCUGUUGCUACUGCUACUGCUGAACAAUCUCCUUCAGAAUCUGGGGUGGCACCAGCAACUGCCGCUGCAGAAUCUGGGGCGGCACCAGCAACUGCCGCUGCAGAAUCUGGGGCGGCACCACCUACAGCAGAAUCUGCGGUGGUACCACCUGCAGCAGAAUCUGGGGCUCCACCACCUGCAGCAGAAUCUGGGGCUCCACCAUCAACGGAGUCAGGAGCUCAACCUACACAAGAUAUGGGGGCUGAAACUACCCCAGAUUCAGGGGCGAUGCCAAGAAUGGAAUCAGUGGGUCUGCCUGAAUCACGAUCUGGUGUUCCUACAACAGAAUCAGGUGAAUCGAAUGCCAAUGCGUCGGUUGAGUCUGAACAUAUUGGCUCUGGUGUAGCUUCAGAAAAUCAAACUUCCAACUCAUCCUCGACUAACCUUCCGGAUCGGGUUGCAUCUGUAAAUUCUUCUUCAAGUAGUACAGAGGCAGUUUCUCAGAAAGCAGAAGUUCCAAGGCCAAGUGGUGUCCGUGAAGAACUACCAAUGAUCGAUUGGACUUUAUAGAAGUCGGGAUUUUUGUUUUCUUUAUGUUGAGAGUUGUAACAUCGACCCACCGAGGUUUGUUUAGUUCAUUACUACAACAUCCAUACUCCAUUUGUUACAUUAUUGUGAUUGCUUUAGAUGGUGAAUACCUACCCCGUGAUUGUAAUACUAAGAAUUGCACAUCUUUGCUUGUUUGGUCCUCAUGAUUGAUAGGAGGAUUUUAUGAUCAACUUUAGUAUAUGUGCUUCCUUGAUUGAUUCUGGUACAA